AUGGCGGCAGAGACGACAGAAACGCCUCGGCGGCGGCUCUUCAACAGCUCCGCAAAUGUCGGCGCCGAUGGCGGCGUCGGUAGCGCCCGGGGCGCCGCUAACCCUGUCCCCGCGCACGCCGCGAGUUCCCGGUGUAUAAAGGACCUCGAAUCGCGGCGGAAGCGCGGGUCGUGGACGGCGGAGGAAGACGCGGAGCUGCGCGCUUACGUGGCAAAGUACGGCGUGGGGAAUUGGAAGCACGUGGCGGAGGCGACGCCGGCUUUGAAUCGCGACGCGCAGAGCUGCCGUUUGCGGUGGUCCAGCCACCUGGACCCUAAGGUACGCGUCGCUGCGCUUCGGCUGGGGGGUGGGGAGGGGGUCGGGAGUGGGGGCGGUGCGGGGGAGAUGGGGGGGGGGGAUGGGGGUGGGGCGGAGGGGGGUGGGGCGGAGCUGCAGAGACUGCGGUGGUCCCGAGGGAAUAUUUUUAGAGGGCGAAAAAGGGGGGGGGGGAGAGGUAGAGGUCUGUGCGGAGGUGGGCGGGGGAUCGGGGGAAAUGGAAAUGAGUCGUCGGAAUGCGAAGGGAAUGCGACGCUUCCCGUUUCCGAACCCGCCGCGCUUCUCUUGAAAUGCAGGCAUCCAGUGGGGGGGCGUCAACCCCCCUCUCUCCCUCUCCCCCUCGCCCCCUCUCCCCCUCGCCCCCUCUCCCCCUCUCCCCCUCUCCCCCUCUCCCCCUCCUCCCCCCCCGCCUCCCCCCCUCUCCCCCUCUUUCCCUCUCCCCCUCCCCCCCUCCCCCUCUCCCCCUCUCCCCCUCUUUCCCUCUCCCCCUCUUUCCCUCUCCCCCUCUCCCCCUCUCCCCCUCCCCUCCUCCCCCUCUCCCCCUCGCCCCCUCUCUCCCUCUCCCCCUCUCCCCCUCUCUCCCUCUCCCCCUCUCUCCCUCUCUCCCUCUCCCCCUCUCCCGCAAUGCAGGUCAAUCGUGCGCCAUUUAUCUCUGCUCAGCCUUUUUCGCCCCUCUCCCCUCCGCUCUCAGUCCACACCCCCUCCCCUGCUACUUCCCCCCGUCCCUCCUCCCCUUCCCCUUCCCCUUCCCCUUCCCCUCCCCCCUCCCCCCUCCCCUCCCCCGUCCCCACCAAUGCAGGUCGCGCUCGCGCCAUUCAAAGAAGAAGGCGCGCUGCUCCUUGCGAGCGUGGCGUCAGCCGUGCGCCAUUCACGCCAGAAGAAGACGCACUUUUGAUGGACAGCGUUGCAUGGGGCUCCCACGGCGAAACCAAGUGGGCCGCAAUCGCCUCGGCGAAAUUCCCCUCGCGAACUGGUUACCAGAUUCAGAGCCGCUGGCACAGCCUCGUGAACAAGCAACGCCGCUGGAUCGACCCACUCGCUACCACCCCGAAAGAACUUCUGAGGCGCCUCAAAAUUCCAUUCGCUACCACCCCGAAAGCAAGGCCAGCGGGAAACACUACUAUCACCACUGCUACUGUCAACCCGCCUGUUGCUGCGCGGGAGCGGUCGGCAGGAAACACCGCAGAUACUAUUGUGACAGGCACGGGCAGGAGGGAACUUUCCUCCUGCCUUGAAGGCAAGGGGGGGAAGGAGCUUCCCUCCCCGCUUGUAGGCGAUCUCGAACGAUUAUCCGAUUCGACAAGCGGGCGGAGAAGUGGGAGCGGAAGCAAGAGAAUAAUCGAGCUCGGUGGGGAGGUUGUCGUGGGUACUGCUACUGUCCCGGUGGUGUCUGUGAAUACCCCAGGUGUUGCCUCAGGUGGUGCCUCCGGUGUCGCAUCAGGUGUUUUCCCAGGUGGUUCCCCAGCCGACGAGUGUGAAGAGGAGGCAUAUGGAUGUGACAGCAGGUUUGCAAAGCGAGUGAGGACAGAAGCAGAGAGCAUGAGCACCUUUAAGACGCCUCAAGUAUCGUCUCAAGAGGUGCUGCAAGGCAUGCUGAAAAGCGAGGUGGCUCUUGAGUCGACUCAAAGGACAGCAGCAGAGAGCGUGACGGCCUUUAAGACGCCUCAAGUAUCGUCUCAAGAGGUGCUGCACGGCAUGCUGAAAAUCUUGGCUCAGCAAGGUUUGGUACAAGACAGCGGGAUUGCCAAGCGAGUGAGGACAGAAGCAGAGAGCGUGACGGCCUUUAAGACGCCUCAAGUAUCGUCUCAAGAGGUGCUGCACGGUAUGCUGAAAAGGGAGGGGACAAAUGGAUGGGCCAUGCCUGGCAUUCCGCGCUCAAGUAGCGGGGGCAGCAGCACGUGCAGCAAUGCAGUAGCAUGUGGGGGUGAGGAUAAGGAAUGGAAUGGAAUGCAGAUGCAGGGUGGUGAGGUGGGGGCUUUGCUGGACGAGCGGAGGAGGCAGCAGCAAGCUCAGGAGGUGUUGCAGUACCAGCACCGUCAACGGCAGCAGGAGCAGCAGCAGCAGCAGCAGCAGCAGCAGCAGCAGCAGCAGCAGCAGCAGCAGCAGCAGCAGCAGCAGCAGGAGCAUCAUCAACAAGAGCAGCAACAGCGGCAGCAGCAGCUGCUGUACCAGCAAUUGGCUCUGCACUUGGUUGCGGCGGCGCUGCUGAAACAUGGAUGA
Molecule: messenger RNA, 2535 nt
Organism: Closterium sp. Naga37s-1
Lineage: Eukaryota; Viridiplantae; Streptophyta; Zygnematophyceae; Desmidiales; Closteriaceae
Source: the annotation of a GenBank genome assembly